GACUCGUUCUGUUGUGUCCCAUUGGUACGUUGUUCGCGGAAUCGUAAUUUUUGUUUUCCAUUAAUUUUCAGUUAAAAAUUCUAAUAAGAAAUACUUAUCAUCAAAAUUAUCACCGGAGAAUUGAAUCCUCGAGAGUUCAACGCUGUGCAACCGCCUGGAAUUUAGAGCACGCAAAUGUUGCAGAAAAAUGUGCCUUUAGAAUACAAGAAUCCAUGAAUUUAUAAUAUAUACCGUUCAUCUAGAUAAUAUAUUUAUUAGCGGAAAUGGCAUAUUUAGCCAUUAGCUACGCCGUUUUCCUCGUAUUAUUUGGGUGUAGCAAAGCUGAGGCACUUGCUGCAGCCCAAGCGCCGAAUGAUCCACAAACAUAUCAGCCGACUUACAACAAAGAGUAUCAACCGCGCUACAAUCCUCUCUAUACGAAUAAUCAACAAGUGCCACCCACUUCUCAAUAUGAAAACCCAUUAAUUCAAUCACAGCAAGACCUACAGAACCCACAACAAGGAGGAGGGGGUCUACUGGUUGGUUCGCCGAACCAAAACAACUUCUAUGAUCAGUCAUCGAACACUUUGAGCGGUGGUAUUUAUGGUGGCGGCGGCGGUGGAAGUAUAAGUAAUUAUGAUCCCUUCAAUCGUGGCACCUCGUCCAUAGGUUUUGAGUAUGGGGAUAACUACAGUGAUGAACAGAAUUUCUGCCCAGAGUAUUGGAUACCUUUUCGACAAACUUGCUAUAGAUUUAUUCGUUCGCCAAAACGUAACUGGCUAGAGGCAAAGAAAAUCUGUAAAGCUUACAAUGCUGAACUCUUAAAUGUGGAUAGUAUUGAAAAACAUUCUUUCAUACUUAAACAAUUGAUAAUACAGAAUCAGCGGCAAAAUCGCUUUUGGAUAUCUGCGCGUCAAACUGGACCCAAUAGCUGGGCAAAUGAUGAUAACUCACCAUUCCUUGUAUUGGAAGACUCUUUUGCACUCGACGAAAAUCAAGCCCUUGAAUACGAAAAUUUACAUGACAACCGCUUCCUGGUACAGAAUAUGUACCAGACAGAAUAUAAUCGCAAUACUCCGAAUCAGUUCUACAAUACCAUAUCCGGUUCAGUAAAUAAUCGAAAUCAAAACAAUUUGCGUGGCUUUAUCGGUCCGAAUCAAUAUGGUGAUAAUCCGUUUACCAGAGAUCGUGUUGUUUAUGGCUUUUCAAAAAAACGUGAUCGUUGGAUGUUCAUGCCUGCCUAUGACAUCGAAUUGAACUUGUUCAUUUGUGAAUCGAAAGUACUCUAUAAUCCUGAAAAUGUAAACCUUAAAUUGGACGACAAACGCCCCUUUCACUAUGGAUUAGAUAUACGGGAUUUUGAGAAAAUUCCACGUGGUCCUUAUUUUGUAAAACAACCCAACGAUACAACAUUCGAUACUAGUAAAAAUCGUCUGAUAAAUGAUGUUACACUGAGUUGUUUGGCUGGUGGGUAUCCCACGCCCACUUACCGCUGGUACCGUGAAGUCUAUGUCAACGAUACGCUUGAGUAUAUAACCAUCGAUCCGCUAACGAACGACCGUUACACAAUUUCUGGUGGCAACCUUAUAAUAUAUGAUCCAAAACAGGCCUUAGAUCAGGGCGCCUACCAUUGCGUGGCUGAGAACAAAUUCGGACGCAUACGCUCCGAGAGUGCGCAUUUGAAUUUCGGUUUUAUUAUGGAAUUUAAUCUUAAACGUUCAGCUGAAACUGCUGAUAUGAAUUGGGGCAAAUCGAUAUUUUGUGAUCCGCCACAACAUUAUCCAGAGGUUAAGUACUAUUGGGCGCGCGAUUACUUCCCAAAUUUCGUGCAGGAAGAUCAACGUGUUUUUGUUUCGAAUGAUGGUGCGCUCUAUUUUUCUUCCAUCGAGAUUGUUGAUCGUGCCAAUUAUUCGUGCAGUGUGCAAACUUCGGUUUCCGAUACGGGGCGCAAUGGCCCAUUUUUCCCACUACGAGUGGUGCCGAACAGCAACUAUCAAUCGCUGAUAUUCGCAAAUGCUUUCCCAAAGGUUUUCCCCGAAGCGCCCAUCGCUGGCGAUGAAAUCCGUCUCGAAUGUGUCGGUUUCGGUUAUCCAAUACCUUUGUAUAAUUGGACUAGACGCGGCCAACCCUUACAACGAAACGCUUUCGCAACAAGCAACAAUCGUGUCCUAAUCAUUGAGAACGCAACCAUCAAUGACAAUGGCGAAUAUAUAUGCACCAUCUCCAACCCACGUAAAACUAUACACAAAUCGAUUCACAUCAAUAUUCAAAUGAAGCCACAAUUCGUAAUUCCGUUAAAGGACAAAAUCAAGGACUACAAUGGCGAUGUGACGUUUAUUUGUGAAGCAUUUGCCAUACCAGACGUUAAUUACACUUGGUAUAAAAAUGCGGAGCGCUUCGAUCCAGAGCGCAUAGAUAAAGAUCGUUAUAUAAUACAGGAUAAUGUGCUUACUAUAAAGUAUUUAGACCCAGACAAGGAUAAUGCCAUGUAUCAGUGUGGGGCUACAAACCAAUUGAAGACUGCUUUCUCAUCCGCACAAUUACGCGUUCUCUCCAUGAAGCCGUCAUUCAAGAAAAGACCACUCGAAUCGGAGAUUUAUGCUGUGCAAAAUGGCAACACUACCAUCGUUUGUGAUCCUGAAGCGUCGCCACGGCCUAAAUUCCAAUGGAAAAAAGAUGGCCAGCUUAUUGGUGCUGGCGGACAUAGACGCAUAUUACCCAGUGGCACGUUGAUAAUAGCACCGACAUCACGUGACGAUGAAGGCCUAUACACAUGCGUGGCCACAAACAAAGCAGGCACGGACGAAUCGCGUGCGCGCGUCAUCGUUUUGCAGGAGAUGCGUUUUACACAGACACCACCUUUACGCAUUACCACACAAGAGCACGAUCUAAUAUUCCUGCAGUGUGAUGCGACCUAUGAUGUGUUACUCGAUAUUGCAUUCGUUUGGAAACAUAACGGCGAGAUAUUGCGCAACAAUCACGACGGUACAGAACGUAUUAUAAUAGAUCGGAAUCGCCUCACUGUGCAUAAUGUAACACUGCUGGAUGGUGGAGACUAUGAGUGUGUAGUGAAAUCGUCUGUUAAUGAGAUCUCUUCCAAAACUGCUGUGGUCAUUGAAGGCGCACCGGGCGCACCUGGUGGUGUGCAAGUGGUUGAAAUUGGCAAAACAAAGGCGAUCAUUGAAUGGGUUGACGGCGCUAACAAUGGACGACCCAUACGUUACUAUAACAUACUUGGACGCACCAAUUGGAAUCGCACCUGGGUGAAUGUGUCCACACAUGUUCGUGGCCGUGAGGUAGAUCGGUAUACAAGUCGGCAGCAGGCGGAAGUCUCGAAUCUUAUACCCUGGUGUUCAUACGAAUUUAGCGUAUCUGCGGUUAAUGACUUGGGCAUUGGCAUACCAUCCACUCCAUCGCCGAUCUACAGUACGUACGAAGACAAGCCGUAUAUUGCGCCGCGUAACGUCGGUGGUGGCGGUGGCAAAAUUGGUGAUUUGACGAUUACAUGGGAUCCAUUAUUGCCACAAGAACAGCAUAGUCACGGUAUACACUACAAAGUGUUCUGGAAAUUGAAAGGCACACUGGAAUGGGCGUCAGAGGAGCUAAAAAUGCUGCAUAACGAUGGUGUGGCGGUCGUUAAUAUACCGCUCAACAACUAUUACACCGAAUACGAGGUAAAGGUGCAAGCCAUUAACAAUAUUGGUAAGGGUCCAGAGAGUGAACCGGUAGUUAUAUAUUCGGCAGAAGAUAUGCCGCAGGUGGCGCCCCAAAAACCAUUUGCUAUUCCAUACAAUUCCACAGCUUUCAAUGUAACUUGGCAGCCAAUCGAAAUGACACGCGAAAAUAUACGCGGCAAAUUGAUUGGGCACAGGUUGAAAUAUUGGAAAACGACACAUAAUGAAGAGGAUUCUGUAUAUUAUUUGUCACGCACUACAAGGAAUUGGGCGCUGAUUGUUGGAUUGCAGCCGGACACAUAUUACUUUGUGAAAGUGAUGGCUUACAAUGCGGCUGGCGAGGGGCCAGAAAGUGAACGUUUCGAAGAACGCACGUAUCGAAAGGCGCCUCAAAAGCCGCCAUCAUCAGUGCAUGUGUAUGGCAUUAAUCCUUCUACCGUGCGUGUUGUAUGGCGAUAUGUAUCACCAGCACAAGAUGAAGAGCCAAUCGAAGGCUACAAGGUGCGCGUUUGGGAAAGUGAUCAAAAUAUGAUAACAGCCAACAACACGAUAAUCCCGGUAGGCGAAAAAUUAGAGGCAUACAUUACAAAUCUUACACCGGGCAAAACCUACAAUAUGCGUGUACUGGCAUUCAGUAAUGGUGGCGAUGGUCGUAUGUCCAGUCCUACAUUGCGCUUCCAAAUGGGUAAAACGACGCGCAAUCAUGGAAACCGUCACUACCGCAGUGGCCUUAAUACGGUAUUAGUCGUUAGUUUAUUGUACCUCAUAUCAAAGUACCUAAACAAUAACUGAGUAGCGCCACAAUACGUAUAAUUUUGAAAACAUUCGAAAUAAAUUCCGUCCAUUUUGUACUCGACGAUUAAUGUGGGAGAGUAUGUCCAGAAAUGUAUUUAGAUUUUUUUUUAAGAAAAGCGAAAAAGCAUUCCAUGAAGUAAUUAUGUGACACAGAGCGAAUGCAUUUAGUUUUUAAGAAUAUUGUACAACUGUUAUUAUUUUACAACGCAACGAUUCCGUCUUUUUACAUGCAUACGUACAUACAUAUGUGCGCGUGUAAAUCAAUCUCUAUUCACAUUUCUAAGUACAUAUAUUUAGUAAAUAACUGAAUCUCUACCAACUCGUAUUGUAAUAAAAGUAUACAAUCACACCAUUCAUACAUAUUUUAUAAUGAAAGUGACCUUAUUAUUCAUAGUUAAGCGCAAAAAAAGAUUAACUGUAAGAAAAAUCCAAUUUUUUUGUAGUUUACUUAAUUAUACAGUAUCGUAGAAUAAUUAUUUUGCAAUCAAAUUCAUUUUCUUUUACACAACGUUCUGACGAAAACUGAUUUGUUUAAAUUCCUUAGAGCAUAAGGUCUCGACAGCUAGUGCUCCUAUAUUUAAAUAAAUAUCUAUAUUUCGAUAGUUUUGUAUACUUUUCAUGGAAUUGAAAAUAAAUUAAAUACAGAAAAAUGUGAAUUCAUAUA
Messenger RNA from Anastrepha obliqua, 5112 nucleotides. RefSeq names its product contactin (gene Cont). Gene Ontology annotation, cellular component: axon; plasma membrane. The transcript has 10 exons. Gene Ontology annotation, biological process: cell-cell adhesion; axon guidance. NCBI's taxonomy places the organism in Eukaryota, Metazoa, Arthropoda, Insecta, Diptera, Tephritidae. The record is from RefSeq and is a predicted model, not a curated record. The coding region runs from base 264 to 4445 and encodes 1393 amino acids. Gene Ontology annotation, molecular function: protein binding.